GCGAGGCGCGGAUGACGCGCCGCUGUUAGACACUGUGCUAAAGAAACGUGCAGAACAGAUUUUGCGGUAUCACUCCACUCGAGUAGGGGACGAACGUCCUUGUGAAAAUGUGGCGCCCAUGUUUGGCCCUUCCAACCGUGUGGGUGCCUCCCGCGGUCUAUUUGCCCCCGCUCGGCAUCAUGACUCAGUGGACAGUGAGAAGGACGUCGAAACUGGGACGGCAGAUGUCCCUUUUCAUGUUGAAUGUGUUGCGUUUACGCAAGGUGAGCUUGAAGCCCGUCUGAUGUGGCGUCCGCACCGCGUUCAGGCUGUGCUGGAGCGAAUGAUGCAUAACGGGUCAGUAUGGAUUGACCAGCCGUCAAUUUCUCAAGGGGAAAUUGAGGGGGAAAAGUUACGAAAACGAGGAAAGACACUGAAGGAAGUGAAGCCGGCGGAACUCGUUUAUUGGUUUAUUGUUUUUUCAGCACCAUUUGAAUCCUCCUUCUGA
This is a messenger RNA of Trypanosoma cruzi, 487 nucleotides long. RefSeq lists its product as uncharacterized. The record is from RefSeq and is a predicted model, not a curated record. The annotation marks the transcript as partial. The transcript has a single exon. NCBI's taxonomy places the organism in Eukaryota, Euglenozoa, Kinetoplastea, Trypanosomatida, Trypanosomatidae.